AGAGCCCUGCACCAUGCCGCAGAACGUCAUCCUCCCAGGACCCGCGCCCUGGGGUUUCAGGCUCUCGGGAGGAAUAGAUUUUAACCAACCCUUAAUCAUUACCAGGAUUACACCUGGAGGCAAGGCUUCAGCUGCCAACCUGUGCCCUGGUGACACUAUUGUGGCUAUUGAUGGCCAAAGCACAGAAAACAUGACGCAUAACGAUGCCCAAGAGAAAAUCAAAGCAGCCGUCCACCAGCUUUGUUUGAAAAUUGAGAGGACAGAAACUAAAUUAUGGUCUCCACAAGUAUCAGAAGAUGGCAAAGCACACCCCUUCAAGAUAAAUUUGGAAGCUGAACCACAGGAUAUGAACUACUUUGAACACAAGCACAAUACUCGGCCCAAACCUUUCAUAGUCUCAGGCCGAAGCAGUGGAUGCAGCACUCCUUCGGGGAUUGACUGUGGCAGUGGGCGCAGCACCCCCUCCUCCAUUAGCACUGUUAGCUCCAUCUGCCCCACGGAGCUGAAAGCCGUGUCUAAGAUGGCCCCUAACAUUCCCCUGGAAAUGGAGCUUCCCGGUGUCAAGAUUGUACAUGCCCAGUUUAACACACCUAUGCAGUUGUACUCAGAUGACAAUAUCAUGGAAACACUGCAAGGCCAAGUUUCUACAGCUCUGGGGGAAACACCCAUAAUGAGCGACCCGGCUCCCACCUCAAUACCUCAGUCUGACGUGUACAGGAUGCUGCACGGYGGCCAGGAGGAGCCCAGUCAACCCCGCCAGUCUGGCUCCUUUAAAGUGCUCCAGAAUUUAGUCUCCGAAGAAGAUGGACGUCCCAUGGGUACAAGAAGUGUGAAAGCACCUGUAACAAAGAUACCUACUGGCACCGCAAGUGCCCAGAAAGUGCCACUGUGUGACAAAUGUGGAAAUGGCAUUCUAGGGACUGUGGUGAAGGCUCGUGAUAAGUACCGGCACCCAGAAUGUUUUGUUUGCUCUGACUGCAAUCUGAACCUGAAACAAAAGGGCUACUUCUUUGUGGAGGGACAACUAUACUGUGAAGCUCAUGCACGAGCUCGCAUGCGACCACCGGAGGGAUAUGAAGCAGUUACUGUUUACCCAAAAUGCUAGUCUURCAUUAACACACAAAUCUAUGCAUGCACACGAGAAGUCGUUAACAGCUUAGAACAGCAAUCCACUGUCAGGACUUCUGUCUGAAUCCAAAUCAAAGCAGCUAUUUUACCAGAAGAGAACAAAACCAGUUGGUCAUGUCUGCAAAAAACAUCUAUUAUUCAAUUAUUAUUAGUGUGCCAAAUAUAGACUUUGCUUACCUUGCUUUGGAUUUGGGAUUUAUUUACUUAAUUUUCUGAUGCAAGAAAUGUAAUAAGGAACUACUUGAUACAAUAGAAGGGCUAGUAUAAUAAAAACCUCUAGUAAAAAGCAAAAUAGAACUUCUAUGUUGUUUUAAUGAUUUGCAAAAUGCAAUGAAAUCAGCUUUCACUUCACUUAGCAGAAAGUUGUUGAGGCACACGCACCCAUUAACUGUUCAUGGAAAACAAUUUGUUCUCUAAAUUAAGAAUGAAAGUAAAUGUAAAAGCUUUUCCCUGGGAAUGGUAGUUUUUGCCUCUGAAUCAUUCAAUUCUCAUAAUAGAAAUGUUAAAUUAAAACUUAAGCAAAUUUACUAAGUUUUAUGUCAAGUGUACAAGAUUAAUAGAUUAGUUAUGAACCACUUCAGUGGCAAGCAAUCAUAUAUCAUUUUCCCAUUCUAAAAUAUAAGAGGCUUAAAAAGUAAGAAAACCGUGAAAUCAAAAUAAGAAGCUGUAUAUACCUUAAAUUUAUUCUAAAAAAUCAGAUGCUUCCCAAAGGUGCAAAUACAAUGUCUACAUAGUCAACAUUUUCAAGUUGCAUUAAAGUACUAUUCCAGGAUUAAGUCAUUUUAAAAACRUGUGUAUCACUGCAUAUACGUCUGCAUAACAAAAGCAUAUAGUGAUGCACCUUUAUGUAAUUCUGUUCCUCACACAUCAAGGAGGCUAUAUGUAGUAUUUAUAGUUUUCUACUGAUAAAGUCCAUAAACUAAAUCUGAAAAACYUUUUGAGGGUAAGAAUGCACAU
Nothoprocta perdicaria is the source of this 2085-nucleotide messenger RNA. It is a transcript of the gene PDLIM3, whose product is annotated as PDZ and LIM domain 3. Gene Ontology annotation, biological process: actin cytoskeleton organization; heart development; muscle structure development. The transcript has 8 exons. Gene Ontology annotation, cellular component: filamentous actin; adherens junction; stress fiber. The record is from RefSeq and is a predicted model, not a curated record. NCBI's taxonomy places the organism in Eukaryota, Metazoa, Chordata, Aves, Tinamiformes, Tinamidae. Gene Ontology annotation, molecular function: actin binding; muscle alpha-actinin binding. Bases 14 to 1105 code for a protein of 363 amino acids.